Messenger RNA from Hippopotamus amphibius kiboko, 1580 nucleotides. It is a transcript of the gene NMUR1, whose product is annotated as neuromedin U receptor 1. Gene Ontology annotation, biological process: G protein-coupled receptor signaling pathway. Lineage: Eukaryota; Metazoa; Chordata; Mammalia; Artiodactyla; Hippopotamidae. Gene Ontology annotation, molecular function: neuromedin U receptor activity. Gene Ontology annotation, cellular component: plasma membrane. The transcript has 3 exons. Bases 1 to 1395 code for a protein of 464 amino acids. The record is from RefSeq and is a predicted model, not a curated record.
AUGGUAGGUGAGCGGGAUGCUGGUGUGGGCGCGGGCGCGGCGGCUGGACCGGGCGCGGCGAGCCGGGGAGAACGCGGGGGCAGGGUCUCCCCCAGGGCGGCUCCUCUCUGCUUCAAUUGCUCCAUCCUCCCUGGAGACAGGACCCUGGGUGCAAGGAGCCUGGUGCCCUGCAAUGGCAGCAGGGCCCUGGAGUUCUUUGACCCCCAGGACUUGAAUCUGACUGAUGAGGAGCUCAGGCUCAAGUACCUGGGGCCCCAGCAGACGGAGCUGUUCGUGCCCAUCUGUGUGACGUACCUAUUGAUCUUUGUGGUGGGUGCCCUGGGCAACGCACUGACAUGCACGGUUAUCCUGCGCCACAGGGCCAUGCGGACGCCCACCAACUACUACCUCUUCAGCCUGGCUGUGUCAGACCUGCUGGUGCUGCUCAUGGGCCUGCCCCUGGAGCUCUACGAGAUGUGGCGCAACUACCCUUUCCUGCUGGGCGCUGGCGGCUGCUACUUCCGCACACUGCUCUUCGAGACAGUCUGCCUGGCCUCAGUGCUCAACGUCACCGCCCUGAGCGUGGAGCGCUACAUGGCCGUGGUGCACCCGCUGCAGGCUAGGUCCGUGGUGACGCACGCUCACGUGCGCCGCGUGCUCGGGGCCAUCUGGGCCCUCGCGGUGCUUUGCUCUCUGCCCAACACCAGCCUGCAUGGCAUCCGGCAGCUGGACGUGCCCUGCCGGGGCACAGUGCCCAACUCGGCCAUGUGCACCCUGGUCCGCCAGAGAGCCCUCUACAACCUGGUGGUGCAGACCACCGCGCUGCUCUUCUUCUGCCUGCCCAUGGCCACCAUCAGCGUGCUCUACCUGCUCAUCGGGCUGCGGCUGCGGCGUGACAGGCUGCUGAGUCUCGGGCAGGAGGCCAAGGGCAGGGCCAGGACUAGCAACAGCCGCAGGCUUCAGCGGCUGCAGAAUAGAGGUCGGACACAGGUGACCAGGAUGCUGUUUGUGCUGGUCGUGGUGUUUGGGAUCUGCUGGGCCCCGUUCCACAUCGACCGCCUCAUGUGGAGUCUCGUGUCCCGCUGGACCGAGGGCCUGCACCUGGCCUUCCAGUACGUGCACGUUGUCUCCGGUGUCUUCUUCUACCUCAGCUCGGCUGCCAACCCUGUGCUCUACAGUCUCAUGUCCAGCCGCUUCCGGGACACCUUCCGGGAGGCCCUGUGCUUGGGGACCCGGUGCCACCACCACAGACGCCGCCGCAGCUCCCACAGCCUCAGCAGGGUGACCACGGGCACCACCCUCUGUGACACGGGCUCCCUGGGCAGCAGGGCCCAGUCUCUGGCUGAGAACGGUGGCCCAGACGGGCAGCAAGAGAUGGACCCCUCCAGAGAGGAGCCUCAGGCACCUUCACCCUGAGAGGCCAGAGGGCCACACCCGCCUCCUCUGCUGGGUGUCUUCGUGGCCUGUCCCCCUUUGUGCCUCACCCCCACUUCAGCCUAGAAACCCUGACCAGCACCGUGAUUCCUGCCCCUACCCAUGUAUCAGAAGAACUACAAGGUUGCUAUCUGCCCUCCAGACCCCCAGGCCCCCAGUUACAGCCC